AAGAUCAGAAGAAAGCAGCCAUUGAUCUCUCCUCUGAAACCAUUUUCUUGGAGCUUAUAACUUCUUCCAGCGGAUGGCUAGCGACGCUGAAAAACUUGCAAACCCUCCACCGUGUAAGGGAAGUCUGGUCACGGUUCUGAGCAUUGAUGGUGGUGGCGUGAGAGGCAUAAUCCCAGGAACCAUCCUCGCCUUCCUCGAAUCAAAGCUCCAAGAUCUUGAUGGAGAGGAUGCAAGGAUAGCAGACUACUUUGAUGUCGUUGCUGGAACAAGCACAGGAGGGCUCGUGACUGCAAUGCUUACAGCUCCCAACAAGAAUAAUCGCCCACUCUUUGCGGCAGAGGAUAUCCCCAAGUUCUAUUUAGAAAACUCCCCUAAGAUUUUUCCUCAAAAGGCUGGGAUUUGCUCUUCAACGCGUAAUUUGUUUAGUGUAGUCACAGGGCCCAAAUAUGAUGGGAAGUAUCUGCGCUCGAUAAUACGAGAAUUACUUGGUGAAACAAGGCUUCAUCAAGCUCUAACGGACAUAGUUAUUCCUACUUUUGAUAUUAAGCUUCUUCAUCCCACUAUCUUUUCCACCUUUGAGGCAAGACAUGCACCUCUGAAAGAUUCUCUUCUGUCUGAUAUAUGCAUUAGCACAUCUGCAGCUCCAACCUAUCUUCCUGCCCACUACUUUGAAACAAAAGAUGCUAAAGGAAACACGAGAAGCUUUAAUCUUGUUGAUGGAGGGGUUGCAGCAAAUAAUCCGACAUUAGUAGCGAUCAGCGAAGUUAUGAAGGAGAUCCUCAAGAAAAAUGAAGAUUUCUCUCCCUUCAAGCCAAUGGACUAUGGCAAAUUCCUUGUGAUCUCUCUUGGGACGGGGUCAGCAAAGAACGAAGAGAGAUUCAGUGCACAAAAGGCAUCCAAAUGGGGUGUACUAGGAUGGUUGUACAACAAUGGUGCUACGCCUCUGAUCGACAUUUUUAAACAAGCUAGUGCUGAUAUGGUUGAUAUCCAUGCAUCUGUGGUAUUCCAAGCACUCCAUUCUACGGGAAACUAUCUUCGCAUUCAGGAUGACAACUUGACUGGAAAGGCUUCAUCUGUGGACAUCUCUACGGAUGAGAACUUGCUAAGGCUUAUGCAAAUUGGGAAGGACCUCCUCAAGAAGCGAGUGUCAAGGGUGAACUUGGAGACUGGCUUGUCUGAGGAGGUCAGUGAGGACGAAACCAAUGAAGAAGAACUCAUGCAUUUUGCAAAGCUUCUCUCCGAUGAAAGACGGUUGAGGUGUGGGAAAAUGCUUGAACCCUGACAAUAUGGCUUAUCCUUGCUUUGUAUUGGCUUUUACGCACAAAUGUUUCAGUUACCAGGGUGUAAUUCUAAGAUUGCUUGGAGCACAGUGAUCUCCUAUUUCUACAAUAAUUAUUCUUCAUGUCAGAGGAAAGAGGGAGGAAUAGAUUGACUGGGUCUAAAGCUAGUCAUCACUAGAAAUUUUUGUGAAAUACCGCAGAUUUUUUUGCCAAUAAAAAAUAAAAAUGUUGAAGUUUGAAC
Molecule: messenger RNA, 1521 nt
Organism: Phoenix dactylifera (date palm)
Lineage: Eukaryota; Viridiplantae; Streptophyta; Magnoliopsida; Arecales; Arecaceae
Product: patatin-like protein 2
Biological process (GO): lipid metabolic process
Molecular function (GO): glycerophospholipase activity; monoacylglycerol lipase activity
Source: RefSeq, a predicted model, not a curated record